Messenger RNA from Miscanthus lutarioriparius, 1350 nucleotides. Lineage: Eukaryota; Viridiplantae; Streptophyta; Magnoliopsida; Poales; Poaceae. The record is from the annotation of a GenBank genome assembly.
AUGGCGCUGCCGAGCCAGCAGCUCGCUCUCCUCGCGGUCCUCGUCUCUGCGGCCGCAUGCGCCGCCGAGGCCGCAGCGCAGCCGACUACCGACGAGCUGUCUGCGUCUCCGGCGGCGGAUAACAACAGCACACCGGCGGGCGUGGGCAUCAAGGUGUCCUUCCGCCCCCGAGUGGCCAUCGUGGUGGGCAUCUUCACCAUGGUCUUCUCCCUCACCGUCAUCCUCCUCAUGUACGCCAAGUUCUGCCACCCCUCCUCGUCUCCCCCGCCCGCCUCGGCGCUGGUGGGAGGCGGAGAGACAGGCGGCAACAAUGGCGCAGCAGCAGCGGUGUGCGUCGGAGUCCCCAAGCAGGUCAUCGAGUCGCUGCCCUUCUUCCGGUUCGCCACCCUGCGCGGGGCGCGCCAGGGGAUGGAGUGCUCCGUCUGCCUCGCCCGCUUCGACGACGCCGAUCUCCUCCGCCUCCUGCCGCGCUGCCGCCACGCCUUCCACCUCGACUGCGUCGACCGCUGGCUCGAGUCCAGCGCCAGCUGCCCGCUCUGCCGGACCAGCGUCGACGCCGACGACGCCACGAUCGGGCUCAAGUACCCAUCCAGCGCGCGCAUCGUCUUCGGCGGCGACGCGCUGUCCUCCGGCCGUUUCGACGCUGCUGCUGCUGGGACAGGGAGCGGACGCGACCUCCUCGACAUCUUCGUGGAGCGCGUGCCCGGACCGGACAAGAAGCAUCAGCAGCAGCAGGUUGGCGAUGAUGAUGAUGAGGCGACAUCAUCGGUGGCGCCGCCGCCGGGACUGGAGCUGGACAGGCACAAGCACCGCAUCAUCGUGUCCGACGUGGUGUUCAAGAGCCGGUGGAGCGAGCUCAACUCCGCCGACCUCAUCGCGCUCGACACGGAGAUGCUGCGCUCCAUGUCCAGCGGCCGCUUCGUGUUCCCGCCAGAUUCCCCUUAUUGCCCGGAGUACAGCAACGAGGCCCAGGCCCCCAACAACAAGAUAGCAGCAGAAGAAGAAGAGGACGGUAUCGUGCCGACGUCGAGGGGGGACAAGGAGAGGAAUCGGUUGCUGGAGCCUGUCGUCGUGGUGGACGCUCGACUAGGUGGUGGGUGCAGCAGCGGCUCCGCCGUGUCGGCGUCCGCGGCGAGGAUGAUAUCCUCCGGGGUGCGCUCCAUGUCGGAGAUCGUGAGCCUGCCACGGCUGCGCGCCGCGGCGAGGGAGCGGCUGUCGGAGGAGGAGAAUCGGCGGUGGCUGCCAAUCGCACGGCGGACGGCGCGGUGGUUCGCCGGGCGCGCCAGUAGGGGGCAGGAGGAGGAGCACCGAGCUGUCCACGUCGUGGCAGCGGAGCAUGAUGAUGUGUGA